CUGCGCACCGCGCUGAAGGCGCUCGCGAUCGUUUUUCUGGUCUUCUUCUUCGUCUGGACCACGCUGCCGCUGUUGAUCAUGGUGGUUUCGUCCUUCAAGGACCUGCUGGACGCGUUCAAGCUGCCGGCGGUCGGCGAUUUCGGCGGGGUCGGCGUGAUGUUCGACUUCAAGCCGACCGGCACGCACUACGUCGAGCUCUUCACCGAAAGCACUUCGGCGUCUACCUGCGCAACAGCCUGA
Molecule: messenger RNA, 240 nt
Organism: Geodia barretti
Lineage: Eukaryota; Metazoa; Porifera; Demospongiae; Tetractinellida; Geodiidae
Source: the annotation of a GenBank genome assembly